This is a messenger RNA of Microstroma glucosiphilum, 1899 nucleotides long. RefSeq lists its product as hypothetical. The transcript is spliced from 2 exons. Gene Ontology annotation, molecular function: ATP-dependent chromatin remodeler activity; chromatin binding; DNA binding. The record is from RefSeq and is a predicted model, not a curated record. Lineage: Eukaryota; Fungi; Basidiomycota; Exobasidiomycetes; Microstromatales; Microstromataceae. Gene Ontology annotation, cellular component: nucleus. The annotation marks the transcript as partial.
GAUCAGGCGGAGAGAGAGGCGGCAGCUGUACGGUGGUUUAAUGAAGCAGCUGAGGAUACUUUCGUUGACACCAUUGGGUGUUCCGCGGCGCAAGCCAAGAUCAUCACUGGUCUGCGCCCAUUUGACGAUGCCGAGGAUGCCGAGGCUAGACUGAAGUCCACCAAAGGCGUCACGGGCAAGCUCUUCACGGACUACGUCGAGAUCGUCUCCUCUUUUGAGACGGUAGACAAGGUUCUGAGGAAGUGCGAGGCACGUUCGAAACGGUUAGAGGAUGCUUGUUCGCCAGAGGCCAUUGCAAAGGACCCUUACUAUCUCCAUAAGCAGCCAAAGGGCAUGGACGUUACUCUGAAAGACUAUCAGCUCGAGGGAGUCAAUUGGCUCUCCGCUCGUUAUCGAAAUGAGACGAGCUGCAUUCUUGCCGAUGACAUGGGUACUGGCAAAACAUGCCAGGUGAUUGCGAUGCUCUGCGAUCUCAAGAAUCGGGGCAUAAAGGGCGUCAAUCUUGUCGUCGCACCUAGUUCCACGAUUGAGAAUUGGUCAAGGGAGCUGAAGCGCUUCGGUCCGGAGCUCAACUACCUCGUCUUCGCCGGAUCGCAGAGCGAGCGACGCGACAUACGAGACGAGAUCGACGAGGAUCACGACGAUCUUGACGUCGUACUCACGAGCUACAACAACGCCACGUCAAAGACCGAUGCCAAGUGGUUCCGAAAGUUUCGCUUCAACGCUUGCAUCUUCGAUGAGGGCCAUCAGCUCAAGAACCAGAACACAAACAAUUAUCGCGUGCUUAUGCAAGUACGAGCAGAAUGGCGGCUGCUCUUGACGGGUACGCCUUUGCAGAACAACCUCUUGGAGCUGAUAUCGCUGCUCAAUUUCAUCAUGCCUGGGGAUUUCCGGGGUGCUUCUGAAGCUUUGACCACCAUCUUCAAGACAAAGGCGGGUGCAAAGGACUCUGAGCUGUCCAAGUCAAGAGUGGAUAGGGCAAAGAGGAUGAUGAUGCCCUUUGUGUUGCGCCGUCUCAAAGACAAGGUUCUGUCCCUUCCGGCGAAGAACAUCCUGGUCGAAUACUGCGACAUGACCCCAAACCAGGCGAAGAUCUACUCGAAGAUUCUUGCUCGGACCCAGUUGGAGCUUUUGGGCCAAGACGAGGAUCCGGCGACCAAGAAGAAGAAAGACACGGCGUCCAACAUCCUGAUGCGCCUACGGAAAGGUGCCAUUCACCCUCUCCUCUUCCGUACCAUCUACACAGACAAGAAGAUUGCUGCGUUGGUCAAGGAUUAUGUCAAGGAGCCAGAGCACAUGGAUGAUAAUAUGCAACAUCUGCGGGAGGACUUUGGCAUCAAUUCGGACUGCGAGUUGAGCAGGCUGGCGUACAACUACCCUCAUACUCGUAAGCAUCAAUUGGACAAGCAAGCCUGGAUGAACUCGGGAAAGAUUCUGAAGCUCAAGGAGCUGAUCACUGACAUCAAGGCGCGAGGGGAGAAGUUGGUCAUCUUCAGCCAAUUUGAGAUGGCCCUCUACCUGCUCAUAUCCUGUCUCGAGGUCAUGGGCUUCAGCUGGAUUGCCUUCAGCGGCAGUACCAAGGUCGAAGAAAGACAGAGUGUCAUCGAUGACUUUCAGACGAAUCCCGACAUCACCUGCUUCCUUCUCACGACCAAGGCCGGAGGGGUAGGUGUGAAUCUGACAGCUGCCAACUGGGUCAUCAUGCUAGAUCAGGACUUCAAUCCUCAGAAUGAUAAGCAGGCAGAAGAUCGUUGCUGGCGUAUUGGACAGGAGAAGGAGGUGAAUGUCAUCAAGCUCAUCUCCCGAGGCACAAUCGAUGAGGAUAUCCUGGCACUUGGUCAGAGGAAGCUGGAGCUCGCAGCAAGAGUGUCAGGUAUGGAGUCGGGCAGCGGCGGUACC